Messenger RNA from Varroa destructor (honeybee mite), 2277 nucleotides. RefSeq lists its product as uncharacterized. Lineage: Eukaryota; Metazoa; Arthropoda; Arachnida; Mesostigmata; Varroidae. The record is from RefSeq and is a predicted model, not a curated record. Gene Ontology annotation, molecular function: odorant binding.
CAGCUAUCGCGUACAGCAAACAAGCUGCAAGUUGCUAUCGAGCUGCAGUGGCGUUCGGCUCUACUCCCACUCCGCUCGACUGCAGAAGACCCUGCAGACCCAGACGUCGACGGUAACCGGCAGCAGCUGUUGCUAUUGGCUCGUAUCUGGUUGAUCGUUUGCUUCGCGCAGCAGCGCCCUCCUCCUUUUGCACGGUGCGAGUGGUUUGCCUACAAAAGCCCUGCAUAGCUCGGCACCUGUCGAACGAACAGCCAGCUGUCCGCCGUCUAAGGGGGCAGCCCAAAGCGACCCAGAGCAGUUACACUCACUAUUACUGCUCGGUGCAGUUGAGUUGUUAAGAAUUCGGUCUAUUCAAACAAAUCCGAAAUCGCCUCAAGUCUCGAAAUUGUUGUUGGGUGCUAGACGGAACACAGCUUAUCAGUGCCUGCUUGAUCAGUUCAUGGUUGUUUUCUUUUGCAAGUAGUGAUUAUUACUAGUAAAGUUCAAGUUGUAAGGAUGCAUCGCAGCUUUGUACUUCAGUGCUGUGGCUUGUUGUUCAUCGUCGGACUCGCCCUCGCAGGACCUCUGGCCAAGGACAAGUCCGAGAGGAUCACUCCCAAACAAACCGUCGAGGAGUUCUUUACAUCAAACUGGGGCGAAUGCGAGCCGCUGAAGAACCCUUUGGUCCUUCCUGAAAUCAGUGACGCUGCCACAUGGGAACGCUGCCGUGUUCAUAUCCCACUUUCGCCAGAUCAAGUCGAGGAAGCUUUGCCUAACCUUAGCAGAUGUAUGUUGAAGGUCAUCGGUUGGGUUCGUGCCAAUGGAAACAUGAACUUGACGAAGUAUAUGGAUUACCUUUCGCAGGCUGGACUUGACGACAAAACCCUGGAGCUGACGAAGACUGCUCACGAGAAAUGUUCGCAGCGUGCUCUGUCGGACGGUUCUGGCGAUUACAAGGAGCAGGAUAAAAUAUACGUGGAGUGCAUCUUCAGGCACUUUGAUAAAACGUGCCCGCCCAACUUCCAGGCCGCUGUAAAGCAGGGUUACAUUGUUGGCAUUACCCAAAUCUCUUUUGUGCCGCGUUACGACGAAGUUGAAGUAGAGAGUGAUACGGACGCUGAAACUGAGGGUCAGGCUGGACCUAGUGUUGCUGACGCAACCGGUGAGGCGGCCGCCAACGACAACGCCAAUGGCAGCGGCGGCCCGCAGUAAUUCUAAGUCACAAAUGAGCAAGCAGAGCGGGUCGAUAGUAUCAAUAGAUAGGGCUGCACCACCCCCUUACGAAACACUCCUGAUAAAAAUGCAUGAGUGGAUAGAAAUUCUUGGAGUUUACUUUGAAUGGUCAAAUACACAUCUGAGUAUUGGCUGAUAGAUAGGAACAAAGCCUAGAUCUGUUGAAUUUGUUUUACUGGGGGGCGUUCAACCCCGGGGGUUAACCCCUCUAACACCGACGUAACUGUACAAAGUACAACCAAUGCUGAGGUGAGACCGCAGGGUAGCGAGACUGACAAGCAGUUACCAUUGUCGUUUAUCAACGCGAAACACUGAAUCUAGCAAAUAUUCAUCUAGCUAGUAUCAUCUAGUAGAUACCGAGACGUACUUUUGGCUGUAUUUUAAUACGAGCAAACAGUAAUCACCCAAGCUCAUUCAGUCAAUCUAGCCCAUCCAGACGUUCUGACUUGCUAUAGGGAUCUCAUAUCCAUAUUUUUCACAUUUAUUCUUCUGUGCUCCGAUAACGGACUCUGUUCAAAAGGCAGCACCUAGUUAACAAGAUUUCAGAAACAAAUGUACUUGAAAAAAUAGAGCUACAUAAUGUGUGUAAUGCAAAUUUACGCGCGCAGGGAUCGUACAUUAGUAAUACGGUAAUAACUCACCGACGUUAAAGCCUUAAAUGUUCAAAAGGCUUUAAAAAAGAUAACCCGAGGGAUACUCUGCGGUGUGGAGCGUGUACGUGCGCUGCACGCCUUUCCGUCGGUGAAUUAGAACUCAUCGUUUUAAAAGGUGGUAAAAUUAUUGUGUUUGCUGUAUUCGGUUUGCCAAGCCUGCACUAUAGCCAGGUACCAACCCAUCAUUACAAAGAGAUCUGUGAUACGAACGAAAACAUCCUACUCCACACUCUGCAUGAAGUAUAUACACAAAGAUAAACCGAUUAUCGCUCACUUCGAAAAAAAACUACGUAUAAACUAUAUAUAACUGAAAAGUGCAUCUGUGAAAUUUACAUAGACGACAUAUUAAGCGAUCGUUAUCAGGCGAAACAGUUAAUUCAUUAAAUCAGCAAGAUUUUUCCAUUAGACCCGA